This is a messenger RNA of Camponotus floridanus (Florida carpenter ant), 997 nucleotides long. RefSeq lists its product as uncharacterized. NCBI's taxonomy places the organism in Eukaryota, Metazoa, Arthropoda, Insecta, Hymenoptera, Formicidae. The transcript has 3 exons. The record is from RefSeq and is a predicted model, not a curated record. The coding region runs from base 251 to 997 and encodes 248 amino acids.
CUAUGCUUUCAAACUAAAGAAUUUCUUUUUCUCUUUUCUCAAGAUUGUAAAACAGACGACAAUUGCCUAUACAACACCAAUUAAGACAAUUAACAAUACAGGUUUUCAAAACAAUAAGAGAAGUAUACAAAAUUUAGAAAGAUUACAAAACUACAUAACUGUUACAGAUAAAAGUAUACAAAAUAUAAAAAAUGUUAGAAUAAAACGUGAAGAGAUAGUGAACCAUUAUGAGACGACAUUAGAUAAAGAAAUGGAUUUUUUCGAAGUUAUGAAACAUAGAGAUAUUGUAACUGAGACAGAAACAACUGAAUAUUUUGAGAAAACGCAAGAGAUGGAUAUGCAAUAUGACAUGUAUGAAUAUGAUCAAAAAAUUACAAGUGAAAAUAUUCUAGAUCAAUCUUUAAUUCUGAAAGAGACAUCUACUCUUGCAGAUACCGAAAGUCCCGAUGAAAAAUCGUACGAUUAUAAACAAUUCAAAAUGGAAUACGAACAACAGCUAGAAUACAACAUAAAAUAUGGGAAGAUAUUUAAUUAUACUGAGAAGAAAGAAUUGGAAGAUACUCCAAAAGAAACAUUGAAAAGAAUAAUGAAUUUGAAAAAAUUCAAGAACUGUACAAAGGAAGAUCUAAGUCAGAUUGGAAUUAAGGCAUUAGAAUGCCUUUUAUAUGAUUAUCAGCGCGUAAAAGAUAUAACACAUGUGAAGAGAAUUUUGUCAAGGACAUGGCUAGUUCUCAAAAUUUGGCUAUUAAUUUAUAUUUGUUUAGCAAUUCCUUGUUGGUGUCAAAGAGGAUGGUGCUGCUGUUGUUUUCGUUGUAAAUUUUGUUUUCCACAAAAAAGAAUUGCAUUUGCAAAACAAUAUUAUAUAAUGAAUCCACCUGGCACUUUUGUAAAAGAUUUAAAAAAGAAAAAAGAUAUGAAAGAGCCUAUUAAAUAUGAAGCUACUGAAUAUGAAUAUAAUACAUAUGAAACAUUCGAAACUGCAAUAAGAAAUUUAUAA